This is a messenger RNA of Cuscuta epithymum, 627 nucleotides long. NCBI's taxonomy places the organism in Eukaryota, Viridiplantae, Streptophyta, Magnoliopsida, Solanales, Convolvulaceae. The record is from the annotation of a GenBank genome assembly.
CUUCCAUCCACCAUGGACGGUGAAAUUGUGGUGUUCCCAGAAGGCCAGAACAAAAAAAGAAGACAAAAUUGAAGAGGUGGAGGCGAUACUCCCAAUCUACGGCAGAAGGAAGGUGGAGACGAUACUCCCCAUCUCCAGCAGCCACCUCUGUUUAGAUCUCUUUCGCCAGUUGGCGAUUUCUGAUUCGUCUCUCUUCUACACCGUGACUUCGGCCAUGUGUCGUAACUCCGGCGAUAUACCAGUUUUCCUCACAUUGCAUCCACGCCGGAGGAGAUAUAUAGUGGUGUUAGAAGACACACCUUCCACAAUGUAUGAGGAGGUGGUGCAAACUGAGGGUGACGGCAAUGUCGGAUGAGGACGGCGGUGCCACUGGAUGAGGUGGCGGUGGCGAUGCCAGCUGAAGUGGCAGCGACAGUGGAGAAAGUCGGCAACCAGCGGUGGUGGAAACUGAUGGAGGCAGUGACAACUGACAUCAGAGACAACUUGUGGGAACUGGUGUAGGCAACAACUUGUGGGGUGGUGGUUGUGAAGGAGUAAUGUCAGCUUUUAUUUCUUUUAUUUCUUUUUUUUUAAUUCCUAUGAAACUAUACUAAACAUGUAAGUCCUACUUUUGUACUUUUCUAAUGU